AAGUCUUCCGGGCGGAAACAGUUACUGAGAAGCUACACGCAGAAGAGGUCGCAGUAAACACACAGACACACACACACACAUAGUGCAUUAAUGCACUGACUAUAUUUCUAAAGUUAUUUAAAAGUGGAAGAAGAGGUUUCUCCACAUGCUGCUGUGCCGUGUUUCCGCUUUAGCGAGGCGGGGACUGGGUGUGCGGGGAGUCGCCGCGCUCCGGCCCGCUCUCUCCUUCAGUUCCGCCGGGGACGCAGCGGCCGCUCCCAGGGCCGGAGCUCACACUAAGGGGGAGUACAGACACACCGUGCUGCUGCCCCGCACAGACUUCCCCAUGAAGCUCAGCGGACACAAACUGCUGGAUCUCGAGCUGCGGAUACAGCGGGAGUGUGGUUUUGAUCAGCUGUACACGUGGCAGAGGGAGAGAAAAGCCAAGAAGGAGUUUUGCCUCCAUGACGGCCCGCCCUACGCCAAUGGAGACGCCCACGUUGGCCACGCCCUCAACAAGAUCCUGAAAGAUAUCCAUAAUCGGUUUGAGAUGCUGCGAGGGAAGAAAGUGAACUACGUACCUGGCUGGGACUGCCACGGUCUUCCCAUCGAGCUCAAAGCCCUGGGAGAGCUCAACACCACACACCUGAGUCCCCUCCAGAUCAGACAGAAAGCUCGGGAGUUUGCAGAAUCUGCGAUCACGAGUCAGCGUGCAGCGUUCCAGCGCUGGGGCAUCAUGGCCGACUGGGAGAACUGUUACUACACGUUUAACGGGCCGUACGAGGCGGCGCAGCUCCGCGUCUUCCAGGACAUGCACAGCAAGGGUUUGAUUUAUCAGGACUAUAAACCCGUCUUCUGGUCUCCGUCAUCCAGGACAGCGUUAGCAGAAGCAGAGCUGGAGUAUAACUCCGAGCAUGUGAGCACAGCAGUGUACGCUACGUUCCCUCUGAACACACUCCCGCCUAAACUAGCGGAGAGCCUCGGUGAGGUGGGUAAAGUGUGUGUGCUGGUGUGGACGACACAACCGUGGACAAUUCCGGCUAACCAGGCAGUGUGCUUCAUGCCCAAGGCACAGUACUCUUUAGUGAAGCGCAGUGAUAACGAGCAGCUCCUCCUGGUGGCCACUGAGCGCAUUGCAAACCUCAGCACUAUACUGAACACUGAACUUCAAAACCUGGCCACAUUCACAGGCUCUGAUCUGGAGGGUGGAGUCUGCCAACAUCCCACAAUUCCUGGAAAGGAGGUGCCCCUGUUACCGGCCAAUCACGUGACCAUGGCUAAAGGAACCGGAUUGGUCCAUACGGCUCCCGCUCACGGCAUGGAGGACUACAGCGUGGCCACUCACUUUAACCUGCCUGUGGAGUGCAUGGUGGAUGAGGAGGGCAGGUUUACAGAGGUGGCUGGUGCUGAUCUACAGGGGCAGAGUGUGCUGGAGGAGGGAACCUCUACAGUGAUCUCCAUGCUGCGUGCUGCUGGAGCGUUGGUGAAGGAGGAGCAGUGUGUGCACAGUUACCCGUACGACUGGCGCAGUAAGAAGCCGGUGGUGAUCCGAGCCAGCAAGCAGUGGUUCAUAAACACAGCUAGCCUGAAAGACAUGGCUAAGGAGGUGCUGCAGAAGGUGCGUGUGAUGCCCGAGUCGGCCAGGGCGAGUCUCUUGGCGAUGCUGGACAGACGGACGUACUGGUGUAUCUCGCGUCAGAGGAGCUGGGGCGUCCCGAUCCCCGUCUUCUACCACAAACAGACCGGGGAACCUCUCAUCAACAAGCACACGGUGGCUCAUAUAGCCAACGUGUUUGCAGAGAAAGGAAGUGACAGCUGGUGGGCGGAGCCUCUGGAAACACUACUUCCUCCUGAUGUACUGAAGAAGAGUAAAGCUGGAGCCGUGACGGAGUACGUGCGUGGUGAGGACGUGUUGGACAUCUGGUUUGACAGUGGGACGUCCUGGGCUGCUGUGCUACAGCCGGGUGAGGAAGACAGCGACAGAGCCAAAAGAGGCUGGUUAAGCAUACAAGAGGCGGACCCGAGGGCAGACGUGUACGUAGAGGGGAAGGAUCAGAUCGGCGGCUGGUUCCAGUCGUCUCUGCUGACUAGCGUGGCUGUGCGCAACAAAGCACCUUAUAAGGCGUUGGUGGUCCAUGGAUUUGUGAUCAGUGAGAACGGAGAGAAAAUGUCCAAGUCCCUGGGCAACGUUGUCGAUCCCAAUGUUGUCAUUAAUGGAGGAACGGAUUCGGCCGUUUCUCCUCCGUACGGUGCAGAUGUGUUGAGGUGGUGGGUCGCAGAAUCCAACGUUUUCUCCGAGGUCCAGAUUGGACCCAAAGCACUGAACGCAGCCAGGGAGAGCAUCAACAAGCUGAGGAACACUCUGAAGUUCUUGCUGGGGAACCUGCAGGGUUUUGACCCUCGCAGUCACACUGUGGACCCCAAAGACAUGCACUACAUCGACCAGUACUUACUGCACCUGCUCCGAGAGUACAGCAUCAAGGUAACCGACGCCUACAGUGAGUUUGACUGCGGUCGAGUGAUUCGCCUUCUGCAGGCCUUCAUCACCAGAGACCUGAGCAGCUUCUACUUCAGCAUCAUCAAAGACAGGCUGUACUGUGAUGCGGAGAACUCAUUGGGAAGGAGGUCGUGUCAGACGGUUCUUGAGGAGGUUUUAGAUGGUGUGACGCGCUCCAUCGCUCCUAUCCUGCCUCAUCUGGCUGAGGAGGUGUACCAGCAUGCACCAGGGCACGACGAAGGCGAGACUCUGUUCCGGAGCGGCUGGAUUAAAAGCAGCUCUGUGUGGCGGAAACCUGGAUUGGAGGAGGCUGUUGAGGGGGCGUGUGCCAUCAGAGACUCCUUCCUGUCCUCCAUCCCAGGAUGCAAUGCAGCCGAGUACGACCUGACCAUCGCCAUCGAGCCUGGCCUCUUCUUUGAGCUCAUGGAGUCCCUGCAGGAGGAACCGACCUCUACGUGUUCCCAGCUGACGGAGUUGAUGAUGGCGUCGCGCACCACGCUGACCAGCGCUCUGCCCCGAGACCUGCCUUCUGACGCCGUCAUCAGCAACGGGACCUUCCUCAUCAACCUGGAGGGUGGCGUUAUCCGUGAAGAGAGUGCGUAUUCUGUAGCCGCGGUUCCCAUCUCUCUGUCCCGCUGCCCUCGGUGUCGCCGCUACACCUCGGACAAGCCCGACUGCCUGUGCUCGCGGUGCCAAACUGUCAUCGGGAACGCCCAAUAAAACCUGCGAUGGCUGCACUUUCCCGGCUCCGCCCUCUCUGCCCAAUCUAUACGAAGCUGCAGAACGCUCCUUACCCAUAAUUCCUGAUGCUGAGCGGAACCUGAAUGCAGUGUGUGUGUGUGUGUGUUUGAGUAAUGCAGGCUUUGUGUCCAGCGACUGACACAGUAUAUGCAACAGAUAGGUUAAAGAAGCGGUUUGUUAUGUUAGCGCCCUCUUUACCCCUUUGAAGGAAAUCACAAAUGUAAUGAAGUAUCUAAUUGCGAAUCAGAUCUGUUCUAAAGUGUCCUUGAAAUUCUGCGUAACGCAUCUAUAAACUGUACAGACUGCACCUUUAAUUAAUAACGUUUAAAGAGUACGCAUGAAAUCCGGCAUUACUCAAACUCACCCGUGGUUCUGAUAAAAUCUUCCCACUCAACUGGGAUUUAUUUUGGAGAGGAAAAAAAAAACAAAAAAAAAACAAGGGCACUAAGGAUCAGUAAGGAUCAGUUUUAGGCCUAAUGUGUGUUUAUUUAUGUUUGUUUGUUAAUGUAUGUGUGUGUAUGAGAGGCAGAAAGAUAAUGUAAGAGCUUGUAGUAAAAAAUUAAUGGGACAUUUUUAUUUUUAUUUACAUUAUUAUAUCUAAAUAUGUGGCUUUAGGUGGGGGAGAAAGUGAUAGAACACUCUAUGAGCUGAGCUCUUCCACUGUUUACCUGUAAAUGACAACCUCCUUUGUACUGAAUGAUUGCGUUUCCUUGUAAACAAAUCGAAUUAAAUAAAAAGGCAAAAAGAAA
Messenger RNA from Pangasianodon hypophthalmus (striped catfish), 3966 nucleotides. It is a transcript of the gene iars2, whose product is annotated as isoleucyl-tRNA synthetase 2, mitochondrial. The record is from RefSeq and is a predicted model, not a curated record. Gene Ontology annotation, cellular component: cytosol. Bases 146 to 3196 code for a protein of 1016 amino acids. Lineage: Eukaryota; Metazoa; Chordata; Actinopteri; Siluriformes; Pangasiidae. The transcript has 24 exons. Gene Ontology annotation, molecular function: tRNA binding; isoleucine-tRNA ligase activity; aminoacyl-tRNA deacylase activity. Gene Ontology annotation, biological process: isoleucyl-tRNA aminoacylation.